Rotaria sp. Silwood2 is the source of this 1443-nucleotide messenger RNA. NCBI's taxonomy places the organism in Eukaryota, Metazoa, Rotifera, Eurotatoria, Philodinida, Philodinidae. The record is from the annotation of a GenBank genome assembly.
AUGGCAAAUAAUUUGAAAAAAGAUCAUUUAAAAAAUUUGGAUCCACAACAAAUAAAUGGGAAACCGAUGAUGCAUAUGAGUCAUGAUGAUUACGAUGAUGAUCAAGAUAUUUACAUAUCAGAACGAUCAUCUAUUGCAUCAUCAAAUGAUAUGAAUCAAGUAUCUAGUUCAAUUGUUAAAAGAUUACCAACACCAACGCCGACACCAUCUUCACUAUUGUCGUUAGCACAAAAGCAACCUCACAAUCUUCGAUAUCAUGGUAAUGAAUUACAAGAAAAUGGACUGCCAACUGCUAUUCAAUGCCAACUUGCACGGAAAGAAGAGAGAAAAAAGAAAAAAACCUUUCAUAAAGCUACACUUGAUCAAGGAACUUUGGCUCCAUUAUCUGAAAUAAAAUCACAAGAAUUAACUGAUAAUUAUUAUCCAUAUUGGGGUUAUUAUAAAUUAAAAAAUCCUGAUCGGAUUACUCAUCAUCGUCAAAUAGUCGAUGGUCAAAUAAUACCAAAUGAAUCACUUGAUCCUUCACAACAUGUUCAUCAGCCUGCAUUAACAACAUCAUCUAUAAAACCAAAACAACAACCACGAAAAUCUCGUCAAAAUGGUGUAUCUAUGAUUCGAUCCAAUCAAGAUAAACAACGUUAUGAUCAUAGUGAAAAAAAUUCGCCAACAUCAUCAUAUUUAACAUUUCAUGAUAUUCAUGAUAGUAAUUAUCAACAACAACAUGUACCUUUCGAAAAUUCUGACCAUGACGACUAUAGAGAACAACCAACAAAACAUACAAUAUCGCAACAACGUCGUAAAUUAAAAACUGAAAAUGAUUCAACUGAUCAUUAUGUGCAAUUACGUACAAGUAAAUCACCUCAAAAUUCAAAUAGUUUAAUAAUAACAUCGAAUUCAUUGACAAAUCGAUCAAAAAAUCGUUCAAAAAUACCAGAAAAAAAUUCUUUAACUUCUGAUAUUGAAGAAAACAAUAAACAUCGUCAUUCUAAACAUUAUCAUCAUCAUCAAGAUCAUACUCAAUCACAUAAUUCUCCUUCGAUUCCUUCUCAACAAAAUCAUCAUCAUCAUCAAAAUCUGCAUAUUCGACGUCGUCCGCCAUCCGGUUCAAAUCAUGGUAUUGAUUUGCAAAUUAUUGAUACGCCAAUUAAAAAAUCCGAACGACCAUCUUAUUUUCAGCAAGGACGAGAAUCAUUUCAUUUACCAACAACACCUAUUUUUAAUCAAAAUUCUUAUUUACCACCCAUCAUACGUGACCAUCAUCAUCAUCAAAAAACAAAUACAACUCGUUUUCCAACUGAAUAUUAUGGUACAUUAGCUCGACAAGCACAUGGUAAAGAUUGGGAAGAACCAAUAGAAAUUACAAAAAUUUAUAAAUCUGAUCCACAAACACGAUUCUAUGAUCGUUAUUUAAAUAAUGUUGUAGACAAAAGACUAGCAGCUUGA